This is a messenger RNA of Porites evermanni, 7573 nucleotides long. The record is from the annotation of a GenBank genome assembly. NCBI's taxonomy places the organism in Eukaryota, Metazoa, Cnidaria, Anthozoa, Scleractinia, Poritidae.
AUGGAUAUCCACAGUGAAGAGGAGACUGCUCCAUUAAUCUCAAAGGACAGCCCUGGAUCUUCCACUGAGAAUAACCACUUCAAAGGUCCUGGUCAGAAACUGCUGGUUACCCUGUGCAUCCUCAUCACCGAAUUGUGUGAGCGUCUGACAUUCUAUGGACUGACAGGAAAUCUAAUUUUAUUUUGUGGUAGUGAAUUGGGUCUUCAGGCACCUUGGCCAUCAACAAUUAAUUAUCUUUUUCAAGGUUGGUUUCUAGUCAAGCCUCGUGUAAGCGACCACACAAAAAUAAUUUGUAAUGAGAUUUAGGGCUGCUUAUAGCGAGUGAUUGCUUGCAAGAAUCAUUAACCACACAGGGGCUCUCUUCCGAGAAAAGGAUGUCUGGGAAUACUGUUUCUACUUUUUGCAUCAGAUAUGUGGUUCUAUAGUGGCACUCAAAGUUCUUCCCGAACUUUGAGUAGCUUGGUGUACAGUGAACGUUAACACAUAAAUCGGACCAUUCACUAACUUGUAGCUCGAAGGGGUUAAAUGAAUGUUAAAACCAACAUCCCAAUAAGUAGUCAUUGGGUUGCUUACAAAUGUAUUUGUACAUGUAAGAGGCGUCAUUUACAAAAGGUUCCAAUUAUAGGGCGAUCUGACUGGGAAAAUUUUGGUGUUUUACAUUAAAAGGACUGCUUACUAAAUAAUGAGGCCUGGUGACUUAUAAGAGGUGGAGAUUCGAUCGUAAAAAUAUAAUUUAUUGUGUAUUAAUAAACAGUGUUGUUUAGACCGAAUCUAUCAGGAAAUUGAGUAAUUUUAAUUUUCAGUGGACAGAAACCAUGUACCACAAUAAUUUAAACAAUAUCACAUUCUUUUUUACAUUUUUCGAAGGCUAUAGAUGUAAUAAGUUAUCUGUGAUAAUAACACCAAAGAGAUUUCUUGUGGGAGCCCUAGAAAACGAAUGUCAAAUUUCACAAAGUGACAUCUUACACAUGAAAUUUUCAGGAUUUUACCUGUGUUUUCACAAUUCUUGUGAAAUUUGACAUUUAUUUUCUCGGGCUCCCAUGAGAAAUUAUAGUCUUCCAUGUUAUUACACAAUAAAUGAUAAUAAAUUACAUCUAUAGCCCUUGAAAAAUGUAAAAAAGGAUGCGGUGUUGUUUAAAAUAUUCUGGUACAAGGUUUUUGUCCACUGAAAUUUGAAUUACUCAAUUUCCUGAUGGAUUCCAUCUUAAUAAUUCUAAGGAUACACACUGUGUAUAAUUGGUCAGUAAUAAUCUCUCAGACACUUUGUACCAUUGAAUACCCUCCAGACUAUUUAUAAAGCCCUCCUUUCCUCUUAUUUGUCAUAUGGUAUAGUCGCCUGGGCACAAGCGGCCAAGACUCAUAUGCUAACCAACCAUUUUUGCCACAAAAACGUGCCGUUUGAUUCGCUUUAAUGUACUUUGUUAUCUUUGCAAUCAUCUUAAUAGUGUGCUUGUAAGCUUUUGACUUAUAUUCUGUAUUCCAGUUAAUCUCAGCAUUGCCUUUAGCACAACCUUUCUUCCGUUCUUUACCUUUGUACAAGUUUUACAAUGUAUAUAUAUAUGCUUAAAUAACUUUUGUUGACUUGUUAAGGUGGCUCCGUAAUUAAUACAAGAGCAUUUAGCUGCGACAAAUUUUCCGUCAUAACUUUUUCGAUUUCAACGCGAUGGCUGCAAAACUUUGCAAAAGACAACAGAUAUCAUUCGGCAAUAAUACGAAAUAUUUCGAUUUCGUUGCUGGUAAAUAUUUCUUGAGAAAUUAGCGCUUAAAAGGACCCUACUGUUCAAAGAAAAUUUCGUCUAGUAAAAAUUUUUGCUGAUGUUUUUUACUGAAAUUUCUGGUAUCGGCUUUAAUUGAUAUAAUAAAUAUGCCAGAGGAGUUUAAGAAAAAUCGUUGGAGCAGAAGUCCGUAACUAAAAGUCGCUCAAAAUUCAGCUGUCAAAUUGUUUUGGAAUUUCAAAAAUAAAUUACUAUCAGGAAGAAGGAGACACCGGUUUCAAUUUUCGGGAAGGCAAGUAAAUUCAGUGUUUGCUAAUUCUGAAAACAGAAGCCGAUUGCCUAUCGUGCUUUUCUUUAAAAGGUACUUUUCAGUUUUAGAAGCACUAUAAAUUGCUCCAAACUUUGCUCUUACAUCGAAUGACUUAUUCCUCGACAUUUUUAAAAUAUCCCUUGGCAGUUUUGGCUCAAACUCCUGCUACAUACAUUUUGAUGUAUUGCAAUGCAUUCUCAACGGCUUUUCCUGCUGUACAUUGUUUCCAAUUCGGGAAAAAGGUAUUGGGAUUGUAAGCUUACCUUGUAUCGAAGCUCAGAUAGAACUGUCCAGCACCUUUGUUUAUGACUAUAAAAUGAGCACGAGCGGCAGCUCUGCAAGGAAUUCGCACCUCAGCCAGGGGGGACGAAUGACAAUGAUCCCCAUGUAUGUGAACCGAUCCGUAUUAACAUGUAUUGCAGAGCAAAACAUAAUAAUCAAGGAAAAAAAUAGCCAUUCAUUGAAGGAAGUAGUGACAAAAAUUUCAGAGUUGUAAAUUUAUUCACGGGAAGUAUUUUUGGGAUAAUUUUAUUUUGCACUGUGAUGUUAUUCGGUUUACAGGCAUGGUCAUCAUUGUCGUUCGUCCCCCCUGGGUGAGGUGCAAAUUCCUUGCAGAACUACCGCUCGUGCUCAUUUUAUAGUGAUAAACAAACACAGGAAAAAAUAACGGAUUCCCAUUUUUGGAUAUUUUUGGGUAUUUAAAGAAUACUCAUAAAAAUCCCAAAUUUGGCAAAGUGAGACAAGUCCCAACCAGGGAAUUCCCAACCAAGUUCCCAGAUUGGGACUUGUCUCACUCUUCCAAAUUUGGGAUUUUUGUGGGUAUUCUUUAAAUACCCAAAAAUAUCCAAAAAUGGGAAUCCGUUAUUUUUUCCUGUGAAAGGUGCUGGACAGUUCUUUCUGAGCUCUGAUACGAGGUAGCGUCCAAUCUCAAUACUUUUUUCCUGAGUUGGAAGCAACGAACAGCAGUAAAAGUCGUUGAAAAUGCAUUGCAAUACAUCAAAAUGUAUGCAGCGGGAGUUUGAGCCAAAACUGCCACGGGAUAUUUUAAAACUGUCGAAGAACAAGUCAUUCUACUUUAGACCAAGGUUGGGAGCAAUUUAUAGUGCUUCUAAAAAUAAAAAGUACCUUUUAAAAAAUAGCACGAUAGGCAAUCGGCUUUUGUUUUAAGAAUUAGCAAACGUUGAGUUUACUUGUCCCGAAAAUUCAAACUGGUGGCUCCUUCUACCUGAUAGUAAUUUAUUUUUGAAAUUCCAAAACAAUUUCACAGCUGAAUUUUGAGCGACUUUUAGUUACGGACUUCUGCUCCAACGAUUUUUCCGAAAUUCCUCUGGCAUAUUUAUUAUAUCAAUUAAAUUAAGCCGAUACCAUAAAUUUCACUAAAAAAUAUCAGCAAAUUUUUUUACUAGACGCGAUUUUGUUUGAACAGUAGGGUUCUUUUAAGCGCUAAUUUCUCAAGAAAUAUUUACCAUCAAUGAAAUCGGAAUAUUUCGUAUUAUUGCCGAAUGAUAUCUGUUGUUUUUUGCAAAGUUUCGCAGCCAUCGCGUCAAAAACCAAAAAGUUAUGACCGAAAAUUUGUCACAGCAAAAUGCUCUUGUAUUAAUUACGGAGCCACCUUAAUUUAAUACCAUUUAGAGUGUACGUGUAUUUGUUUUCCCUCUUUAAGACUAUAACCCUUGCUAUUUGUGGGCAGUGAGAAAAUAAAAUUGUAAAAAUUGUAAAUUUAAUAUAACUAUUAAAAAUGAAGAUGAUGAUUAAAAUGACCCACUAGUGAUAUGUAUACCAUUUUGUCAAUGUACCAAGUAGUGCUCAUAGGUAAACCAGCAUCAUUUCAAUGGUGAGAAAACUCAACAGCCAUCAUCAUUCUAUAUAGCUACUACUUAGUUUUAGUGAGAAUGUGGUAGUGGUAAAGACAUGUUGUUAAAAUAUUAGAAGUUUUAUUAUUUUGUGAUCGGGAGAUCAGAGGGCUCAAUGAAGAUAUCAGUGCUAACUUUUUUGGUGAAGAAAAUGAAGCUUUCUGGGCUGUCUAUUUUUGGAGAAUAUCCCCCCCCCAAAAAAAAAAAAAAAACUUUAAAUCAAAUCUCAUACUCGUAGUCAUUCUCGUCCUCAAAUCUAAAGGUCUCUUUUAUAGUAACGCCGUAAGCAGAUCAUCAGCAUGUGAUUAACAGCAUUUCCUUAAUACUUUUAUUAAUGCUCAUAAUUAUUUUUAGGAACAUGUUAUCUCAUUCCUUUGUUUGGAGGAUGGCUGGCUGAUGCACAUCUGGGCCGUUUCAACACCAUUUAUGGCAGUUCUUUGCUUUAUGUUGUCGGGACUAUCCUACUGGCAGCAGUUUCUAUACGAAAUAAAAUGCUGUCAUCAUGGUUUGAUCAUGAUAAGCAUUUUGCCCAUGAUCCCACUAUCAGACUGGUUUAUUUUGUUAUCUCUUUGGUAUUAAUUGCAUUCGGCACCGGUGGAAUCAAAGCAAAUGUAUCACCAUUUGGAGCUGACCAAGUUCAAAAAGAUGGGCCAAGAGCAAUCCAAGCAUUCUUUAACUGGUUUUACUGGUUUAUAAACAUUGGAUCACUGAUAGCCUUUACAGUGGUUGUGGGGGUACAGCAAAAUGAUGUAUUUUAUGGUUAUGUGAUAACAGCAGGAACAAUGUUUCUUGGUGUAAUUGCCUUCCUCUCUGGCCGAAAAAAAUAUUUAAACAAACCGCCAGGUGGCAGUCAGCUAACUGAUACCGUAAAGAUCAUCUAUGAAGCCAUAAAGAAUCGUGGCUCGGCAAAUGCAAUGGUCUGGUUGGAUAAUGCAAAGAAUACAUGUGGAGGAAACUAUACUGAGGCAAAGGUGGAAGAUGUCAAAAUUUUGUUAAGGAUUUUACCAGUGUUUGCUUUGUUCAUUGUCUACUGGACAAUUUACUCACAGGUAUAAAUUAUCAAUAUCUCAUGCUAUUUGCUAUUUUUUUAAAUGCGGUAGCUAAAACUUGUCUUCCCAUCAACUUAUUGAAUUCCAAAAAUAAGGGUCAGGGGUUUAUUAAGUCUAUAAUAAUUACCGGUAUUAUAAAAUUUAUUUUAGGCUGUUUUGCCUCUUUUUUAAAGUUUUAAUUCUGAGUUUGCAAAAAUCACCAAAAAACUAUUGUAGUUGGUUCUCCCUGGUGAAAUUUGUUUGAUGUGUUCUUAAUAACUCUACAGCUGUAUUUUUUGUAUGAAUAAAGGCACAGUUAAUAAUAUUUUAGUAAUGACUACAGCAGAGAAUUUAAAAGAAAUGUGAUUCCCCUGCACGUUCUCUGCAUGUUCAAUGCUUGCAUAAGCAGACAUCAAGAAUAGAAAAAUUAUCUGUAACUCAUGCAUCAGGAGUUUGCUGAUUAUGAUAUUGUGAUAUAAACCCUUGUUUUAAUAAGCAGCCUGUAGCAGUAGUAUAAGAUAUCGGAGGCUGGCUACAACAAGUUGUCAACUAGCUCGCAUUUUAUGUUCACUUGUUAAUUUGUAAAUACAGACAGUGUUACUGAAAAUAUUCUUUCAUAUAAUACUUGUAGUAAGUAUUAAAAUGUACAAUUAUUAUCAUAACUAUAAUAGUGUGGAUAUGCUGUACAGUGGUCAACAACUUUGUACAUGGAUUUGAAGACUUGAAAUAUGUGUUUGAAAGUUCAAGAUUGUCUUCCUGGAAAAUGUCCUCUUGGUUAAAAAAAUAGCCAUCAAAGUCUGCUUUUAAUUUGUCCUUUCUUGCAGAUGCAGAGCACAUUCCUCAUACAAGCCACCUACAUGAGACUGGAAUUUAAAGAUUUCACUAUUCCAGCUGCUUCUCUUUCAAUUUUUGAUAUAGUUGCUGUUCUUGCAUUUAUUCCCAUUAUGGAUCAUGUUGUUUACCCCCUCAUUCAAUUCUGUGGCAUUAGAUUUACACCCCUGCGCAGGAUUGGUGUUGGACUGCUGUUAGCCGCAGCAUCUGUGGUAGUAGCUGGUCUGAUUGAAAGGAAGCGACGACAUGUAUGGCAAGAUGGAGGUGUUUAUAACCAAACUGUUUUAGACAAAAACCUUGAAGCUUCAGAUCUGAAUGUCUUUUGGCAAGUCCCACAAUUUAUGUUAGUUGGUUCCAGUGAGGUUCUUACAAGUAUUACAGGUGGGAAAACAGCAUUAAAAAAAUUGUAAUUUGCCCACAAUGCACUUUGUUAACAUUACUAUCCAAGUCAUUUUUAGAAGGAUUUGUGUGGAGUCAUCAGAGCAAACUGGUGAUUAUAUCUACUCACCAAUUUGCACUGAAUUUUGGCAAGUGGCCUUUUUUCAUCUCGUUCUUUCUCAAUAUGUUAACCAAUCCAAUAAUUUCACAAAUUUGAAUUUUUGUUACGUCACACUUUUCUUCUCUGAUUCAAGAAAAGUAAACAUUUCUAUGGUGCUCUAUGCUGGGAGUCUAAAUAUACUCGCAUUGCAGUCCUUGCAUUCUGGUUCAAUUAUUGCUGUAUUACAUACUAAGUCAUUGUUAGAACACCCCUAUUAAUCAGUCAGCUAUGGUCCCUUACCCUGCUAGCAAAGGUUUCUCUUAGCAUGCAUGGUUGAAGUUGCUUACACCACUCAAAGCAAACGACCUCCUACAAACUAGCAACCACGCCAGAAAGAAACCGCUGUCCUGUGUUAGGGUUUAUUUAAGUGACCCCGUAACAGAGGUUUGACUCCGCAAUAUGUAACAAGAUGGUGGGCAGGGGGGGAGGGGGGGUUGGUGGGGGGCUGGGCACAGGGGGAAGGAGACAGAUAUUUAACAAUUGUUUUACAAGUUUGAGCAAAAUAUCAUGAUUUAAUUGUCGGUGACGAGCAAGUCAAUUAUUUGCUGAAGCUAAAGACUGAGGCAAGUAAUAACUGAUCUGCAAGACAGUGAGAAAUCACGAUUUUUUGUAAUAACAGAGUUCAAUAAUUAUUUUAUCAUUCGAUCACCGAGUUUGUUUUUUCAUGAAAUUUAUAUCCACGGGAAGCGAUGCGAUCUGCCAUUUUUAUGCAAGAGCAAUUGCAAGAAGGAGAAAGGCGUGGUUUCCUAUAUGCAUGAGCGGAAUAUUAUUUGCAGCCAAACACAGUUGGACGAAAUUGCGCUUGAGCAGAGCAUUAUUUGUAGGCGGUUAUUUGCAGGUCACGUGGUGGGCUCUCAGCAAAUCAAAAGAUAAAAAAAUUUGCUUUGAAUGAUAAUUUCCGUUACUAUACACAUUUAUUAAGUUAUUGUCUUUUUGUUUUUUUCUUACAGGAUUAGAGUUGGCUUAUUCUCAGUCUCCUCAACACAUGAAGGGACUUGUGAUGGGUGCCUUCCUGGUGACGAGUGGCCUUGGAAACUAUGUCGCCACUCUCCUUGUUGUCAUUGUUCGAUCAGCUAGCAAUGAAAAGUGGUAUCCAAGUGAUGACCCCAACAGGGGAGAACUGGAAAAUUUCUUUUUUCUGUUAGCUGGACUAAUGAUGCUGAACUUUGUGGUUUUUCUGUUCAUUGCCUCCUCCUAUAAAUAUAAGACUGUAACUCGCAGAGAAGAAAUUAAUUCAAAUGUUAAGGACACAGGCCAAUCUUCUGAUCGUGAUGUGUAAUUUUUACUGAGUUGCUUGU